CUCUCCUCUUCAAUAAACUGCAACCUUCUUUCUAAAGCAGUCACCAUGUUGUUUAUUCCCAGCUUGGACUGAACCAUGAUGAAGAUUUUUCCUUCAACAACAGCAUGCCAGGCAGACUGUGACACAAAAAUUUAUUAGAAUAUAAAGGAUGAGAACAUAAAUCUGAUGGACUAAUGAAUGGGGAAAGCUCAUCUUGACGUAAGUAUUCUUCACUACCUGAAAGGAUACAACAUAGAUAUCCUUUCUCUAUUCUCUGUCAUUUCAGAAUGAAGGUCACAUAAUACUAAAUUUACAUUACAGAGAAACUAAUUCUAUUUGAAUAUAAGAAAUAAGAAACUUUCUAAUUGAACAGUUUGACAGCAGAAGUGAUGGGCUUCAUGGACUACAUUCAGAGGGUAGAGAACUGUCUAAUGGGGAAUGUAUGCAAAGAAAUUUUGUAUCUGCUCCCUGGAUUGCAACAUUGGGGUUUAUAUAGUUUUCUGUUUUUAAUCCUUAUUUUUGUUGUGCUCCACUCAGAGCUGAGUGCUCUGGUGCGGUAUACAAAUAUAAUAAAUACGAUUUGUUCACUGAACAGCAGGUUGUUAUUACAGUCCAUAAAAUUUGUGAGUUUUUAAAUUUUCCAGAAUUCUUAAAUCCAGAACGAGAAAUGGAGGAAACAAGUCGGAUCAGUCUUUAGGUUUACAAUUAAAAAUCCAUUUGAGAAGCGGUUUGAGGACUGAGUGAAACACAAAACAGCAAUUUGAGAUAUGCAACAAUCCCCCGCCCCGCGCAACAUUUAAUUUUCGAACUCUAUUUCACUCUUAAUUACCACGACGAGAGCCUCAUCGGCCUCAGGUGGCGCUUUUCUAUGAUUACGACCUUACGCCAAGAAAUAACGGGACGGCGGAGGCUUUCGAACGAGCGAUUCUGAAUACAGCAUGGAAAGCGAGUAUUUCACGAAUGAAGGGAUUCCUGCAUUUUUUAACAAACUUACUCCUGAAUCUGUGAAACUCAACAGACAAGCCUUUGUGGUGUGAGAUUUUGUGAUUUAAAACUUCGCUGGCACAGGAAAAUUAUUUUAGCUGCUAUUAAAAAAAAAACUUCAUUAAAAGAGUGAGUGGCAAGACCAGGUUGUUCCAUUUGAAGUACUUUCCACUGCUCAUUUGGUUAGAAACUUAUGAGUUCAAAAGCCAGAGGAAAUUUGACAGAAUGCAACAUCAUAUAACAUCUUUCUUUCAUUUGAUUUUCCUCCUUUCCUGCACUGUGGCAGGACUUCAUCAAGAACAGUAACAGAAGAGAAGCUUCUAAUUUAUGAAGGGUCAUGGGCUUUUGGUCUGCCAGCUUUCAUCUCUCCUACAGACUCAAGCUAUUGAUGCUCAUUACCCUCUGCGUCUUAUUGAUACGCUGGGCUACCUCCACUUACCUGGUGGAUACUUUACAUGAAACUCAAGCAGCAAAGGGCAUGGUUGGAAGUUUUAGGAAGCCAACCAUUAUUAAGGAAGAACAAAAGGAGAAUUCAGAGAUGAAGGCCUUGCUUACUGAGAAACUACCCACAGCAAGCCCCCUCUGUCCCUCUGUGUCUCCCUAUCUGCGAGGCCCCAGCAAGCUCACGUUCAAAACAUCUCUUACUCUGGAAGAACUGCGAAAACAGAAUCCUUUGGUAGCCAAGGGGCGCCAUAGGCCAAAAGAUUGCACGGCUCAGCAACGGGUGGCUAUAUUGAUUCCACACCGCAAUCGAGAGAAGCAUCUGCUGUACCUGUUGGAGAAUCUUCAUCCGUUCUUGCAGAGGCAGCAGCUGGAUUAUGGCCUUUAUGUCAUCCACCAGGCUGGCAAUGCCAAGUUUAACAGAGCAAAACUUCUAAAUGUGGGAUAUCUGGAGGCACUGAAAGAAGAGAACUGGGAUUGUUUUAUUUUCCAUGAUGUGGACUUGGUGCCAGAGAAUGACUUCAACAUUUAUGUAUGUGGCAGUCAGCCAAAGCACUUGGUAGUUGGGAGAAAUAGCACAGGUUACAGGUUGCGUUACCAAGGAUACUUUGGCGGUGUAACUGCUCUGACAAGGGAGCAAUUUCUGAAGGUGAAUGGAUUUUCAAACAACUACUGGGGCUGGGGAGGAGAGGACGAUGACCUCCGGAUCAGGGUUGAAAUGCAGAAAAUGAAGAUAAUCCGACCUUCCCCCAGUAUAGCCAAGUACACUAUGAUUUUUCACACUAGAGACCAAGGCAAUGAGGCAAAUGGCCAGAGAAUGAAUCUCUUGCAUCAGGUGCCUCGAGUAUGGAAGACUGAUGGGCUAAAUUCAUGCUCCUAUAAACUGCUUUCAAAAGAAUACAAUCCUUUAUAUACAAAUAUUACAGUGGAUUUUGGAAGGCAAACUAAGUUUUCAUAACCAUUUCUUAUGCCUAAUAAAUUUUACAUGAAUGGACCAAAAAAAAAGUAAUGACUUGAGCUACAGCAGUGAAAUAUUUCAUUUUCUGUUGGUGGAUACUCAACAAGUUCUUUACGCAGGGGAUGUUUUUAAAACAUAGAUUUGUUAGUUAUUUCCUUUUGAGCUACAAGACAACAUUGAUUAGCUGAAAAUUAAAGACUUUCUUUGAAUAAAAGUAAUCCUUUAUAAAGAAUUCUACUGAACAUUUUUUUGAAACAGAUGUAAGAACAAUUCAACCAUUAACUUUUCAGUGAAGCAAGACUUUUUUUUCAACCCAACUUUUUAAAAUGUCUUUGUUUCUUCCAUUCAGCUGAAGAACUACUCACAAUAUUCUAAACAGGGGUGGUACAUAAUUUCUUUUUCUUAAACAAGGAAAAAAUAAAACUGAAUAGUGUAAAAGCUGUUUAUCUUCUGUUUUCAUAUUUAUCCCAAUAUCUGUUAAAGAAUGUGUGAGAAUUUAUUAUUAAAAGAAAUUGAUUA
Messenger RNA from Crotalus tigris (Tiger rattlesnake), 2881 nucleotides. RefSeq names its product beta-1,4-galactosyltransferase 4 (gene B4GALT4). The transcript is spliced from 8 exons. The record is from RefSeq and is a predicted model, not a curated record. Gene Ontology annotation, molecular function: glycosyltransferase activity. The coding region runs from base 1301 to 2362 and encodes 353 amino acids. Gene Ontology annotation, biological process: carbohydrate metabolic process. Lineage: Eukaryota; Metazoa; Chordata; Lepidosauria; Squamata; Viperidae.